CUCAUCAUGAGAGAGUGAGUGAGAAUGAAGAGGAAAAUCAUGAUGCAGAAGUUCCUGGGUUGGAAUUGGCAACUCCCUCACUGGUUCCUCUGAAGAAGAACCUCAACGCUGUAGUGGUGUCUGAAAAAUACAACCUGAAGCCGAUGCCAAUGAAGAGACAGAGCACGUCCGCCCCCUCUGGAGACAACCCACCAGUAGAGAAGAAAUACAAACCUCUGAACACCACCCCCAACAGCACCAAGGAAAUCAAAGUCAAGAUCAUCCCCGUGCAACCAAUGGAGGGCUUGGGCUUCCUGGAUGCCUUUAACUCUGCCCCCAUCCCGGGGAUCAAGAUCAAAAAGAAAAAGAAAGUCUUGUCUCCUACGGCAGCCAAGGCGAGCCCGUUUGAAGGGAAGCCAGCCCCAGAAGCGAGCGCUGCUAAACCAUCCUCACCAGAACCCGCUACUGCAUCCGAGCCGAUGGAGGUGGAUCGGCCCGGUACCCCUGUGCCGGCAGUAGAGGUCCCAGAGCUGAUGGAGACCGCCUCGUCCGAGCAGAACUCAGAUUCCAAGCCGUCCGAGAGCGUCGCUGACUCCACGCGGUUCACCAAGAAGGGCAAGAAGAAGACAGUGAGCUGGCCUGAAGAGAGCAAGCUGCAGGAGUACUUCUACUUCGAGCUGGAUGAUACUGAGCGAGUCAACCUGAACAAGAUCAAGGACUUUGGCGAGGCAGCCAAGCAGGAGAUGCUGAAGGACCGGCAAGCCUUCGAGACGGCGCGCCGGCUCAGCCACAGUGCCAUGGAAAAUAAGGUGCCCUGGGUUUACCCCAACCUCAUCGACCUGCCUAGCUCCCUGGAGCAGCCGGGCAGCGGCAGCCACGAGAAGUUCACCCAGGCCAAGAGGGAGAAGGGAAUCCUGCCGGAGAUCUUCCUCUUCAAGGAGAGCAUUCCAGAUAGUCCCCACGAACCCAACCCAGAGUCUUAUGAACCCCUGCCACCCAAACUCAUCCCGCUCAACAAGGGCGGGCCCAACAAACGCAAGACGGAGGAGCUAAUGAAGCAGCCAGAUUACUUGGACAAGAUCAAACACUUUCUUGGCAACCUCCAGCCACAGCCCCUGGGGCCCUCAGGAGUGCCCCAUGGGCUGCUGGGCCCAGGGCCCCUCGCCAAUGGAUUCCCACUUGGACCAAAGAACAUGCAGCAUUUCCCUCCUGAGGGGCCAGGACCCAUGCCUGGUCUCCAUGGUGGCCCUGGGGGUCCCAACAUGCCCCCAGGUCCCGGCAUGCCUGGUGGGCCCAGGAUGAUGGGCCCUCCCGCUCCCCAGCAAGGCGAGUUCUGGGAUCCCCCUGAUGGCGGAAUGCGAGGAAACCCCCAGGGGGGUAUGCGAAGGGGUGGCCCCGGCCCAGGGCCCGGCCCAGGCCCUUUCCACCGGGGGCGAGGUGGGGAGCCCCCCUUCCGGAGUCAUGAUGGAGGCCAAGGAAGAGACAUGUCGAGCCGCCCCGUGUGUCGCCACUUCAAGUCGAAAGGCAGCUGCAGGUACGAGAACAACUGUGCCUUCUACCAUCCCGGAGUGAACGGGCCGCCCCUGCCGUAGCGCCCGGGGCCCUCCCCCCACCCCGCCGACGCCCCGUGAAACCGCCCAACACAGCCGCCCCCGCUUCACGGACUCUGGGGUGCCAGCUGUCGGACUUGGGCUGCGGCCACCACUUAUGGCUUCUGUGAGGCCUUGUAACACCUGGGGGGGGGGGGAGGGAGCAACCCCCCCUGACGGCUGCUGCUACUGAGAAACCACUGCGGGGGGAAUUCCCCCCACCACUCUGCUCCCUCCUGUGUUUUAACAUGAUGGUGGUACUGAUGGGACAUGACUCCACGUCCCCCCAAUGACUUUUUGCAAGCACAAGAGCCGCCGCCUGCUCUGGGACCUGGGGGUAAGGGGAGCAAAGCGGAUUGUUACCACUGUGUAUAUCUCUGUGGAGCCAGCAAAGGUGUAAAGGGGGGGUUGCCUGGCUGCCCUACCUGGCUCCGGGCUGCGGUCUGUCCACAGGUUUGCCUGCUGCAGACCUACUCUGAAGACAUUUUGCCUGGGGAGCCUUGGCCCUGAGGAGCAGCCGGCCACACUGCUCGGCUCCCCCAGAAAUACUGCCCUCCUCGGGCACGUGGUCCGGAGACUUCUCCCUCCAUCUGGCAGCAGCAGGAUACCAGUCCUUCGGUUGGGGAGGAGAGGGGUCCCUUAACCACUGCCCCCCACCCACUGAGCAAAGGGGGUGCUUGUUAACUCCACCCCCUCAAUGGGGUCAUUGUAGAUAAAUCUCUGCAUUAAGCAUCUUCACAUAACUUUCAUAUGACUUUUUGUAUUAUGUCUCUUCAUAUAACCUUGUAUUAAGCCUAUCCACAUAUAACCUCUAUUUUCAUACAACUUUGUAUCAAGUCCUUUGAUCUAGGAACUUUGUAUCAGAUCUGUGGGAGAAAACAAGCCUUCACUCUGCAGCUGUAAGCAACAAGGCAGGGACAGUUUAUUCAAGCAAUUGCAAGGGAAGAUUGCAGUUGGACGGGGGGGGGUCCCCUUGCCCUUAGCAAAUCUUUGAAAAACAAGCAAUUUAAGACAAGUAUUUAUACACUCCCAUUACAUCCAUCAACGGCCAACAGCUGUGUCCUGUUUAUACGUUUCUUUCUGAUAUUUUACUUAUUUCAACGGUUCCUGCUAAAGUCAGCAUUCCAUUUUUAUCUGAAGGCAAGGCUAAAACAGCAUCCCUUGCACUUUCCCACUUGCACAAGUCCUGCUGUUAUAAGUCUUGCGUGGUUAGGGUUAGCCUGACUUUUGCUCUAUCUGUAACAAAGCUAAGAUGGCUGCACUUAAAUCUCCUUUUUUGCUUUUAGCCCAACUAUUCUUUUUAAACCUUUAUUUUUAUUAGAUCUUGUAUUUUUGAUUUUAAAUUAAAUGGAUUAGCCUUAUAAGCUUUGGAUGUAACGAUAAUGUGUGAUUAGUAUGGACAUGGAAGGUAUUUU
This is a messenger RNA of Terrapene triunguis (Three-toed box turtle), 2983 nucleotides long. Its product is annotated as serine/threonine-protein phosphatase 1 regulatory subunit 10-like. Gene Ontology annotation, molecular function: metal ion binding. NCBI's taxonomy places the organism in Eukaryota, Metazoa, Chordata, Testudines, Emydidae. The transcript is spliced from 12 exons. The annotation marks the transcript as partial. The record is from RefSeq and is a predicted model, not a curated record.